Didymodactylos carnosus is the source of this 5433-nucleotide messenger RNA. Lineage: Eukaryota; Metazoa; Rotifera; Eurotatoria; Philodinida; Philodinidae. The record is from the annotation of a GenBank genome assembly.
AUGGGAAACUCUAUAAAUGGACCAUUAAUACCUCCAUCGUUUAAAAGCAAGAACAAUGGCACUGAUGUACCCUUCAAAAGAUCUACGAGUCUUCGUGAACAGAAAAGUACUCGUGCUCAUGCAAUUCCAACUGGAGAAAUUGUUGAUAUUCGAAUGUUACGCCUAAAACGUAAUAUCACGCAGUUAUCAACUAAUAACCAACAUCAAGAAACUACUGAAGCGACAGCAAAUGGCAUUAAUAAAUUAGUUAACCAAACAUCUGAAUGUAUCACCGAUGAAGAAAAGCUAAAAAAACAAUUGGAUUACAUUCAUUCAUGUGCUCGUCGUGAUAAAGGACUUCUAGAGAAUACUCACGAGAUACUACGUACUCCUGACGAUUUCAAUAUGCUUUACAAGGAAUUUUAUAUUAAAACAUUCGAUAAUGAGUACAUUCAUUGUUAUUAUAUUCAGCAAUCAUCAAAAGAAGAUGAAUUUAAACAAAAAGAUACACUGUUAUAUCUACACGGUGCUGGCGGUAAUUUAUCGCAUCGUUUAGAAGUUAUUAGACUGUUUUACGAUAAUUUGGGAUGCAAUUGUUUAAUUAUUGAUUAUCGAGGUUUUGGAUUGAGUACGGGAUGUCCUAGUGAGGUUGGACUUUAUAUAGACGCUCAGGCUGCAUACGAUUAUUUAACCAUUAAAGAAAAUAUUCCACCGGAAAAAAUAAUCGUUUUGGGAACAAGUUUAGGAGCAAGUGUGGCAAUUCAAUUGGUUAGCGAUGUAGAAAAUCGAGUAAAAUGUGCUAUAUUUGAAAAUCCGUUUAUUUCCGUUCCGGAGAUAGCACGACAUUUUUUACCAUAUGCAAAAAACGUUUUGUCCAUUUCAAAAUCCGUUGGUUUCGUUUAUCUCUUUGAUUCUUUAUCAAAAGUACCAAAAAUCAAAUGUCCAUGUAUAUAUCUCGUCGGAUUAUUAGAUAACGUUGUUCCCACUUAUAUGUCAAGUGUUUUAUACAAUGAGACGCGUAAUGCAAAACACAGACAACUGUACACGUAUGAAUACGGUCGACAUAAUGAUUUACCAAUUAUGACAUCCUAUUUCGAUAAUAUUCACACUUUUUUAAACGAUAUCGACGAGAAACCAACACCAAUAAAUUCAAAUAAUAAAAUUAAUUGUAAAACUUUGUCUACUAAUACUAUGAUAUUAUCAUCAAAAUUACGACGAUCAUCAGAAUAUUAUCCUUUAUAUGUCGAAUUACGAAAUAAAAUUCAUCGUGAAAAAUAUAAUCAUAACGUAAACAGAUAUAAAAAACAUAAAAUAAUUCAUAAAAGAUUUACUGAUGAAAAUUUAAUUUUUUAUAAUGAUAUCAACGAUUUGGAUGUGUUACCAAAUGUAAAUAUAACAAAUAACAAAACACUUUAUCAACACAAUAUUUUUGAUAAUGAUCCAAAUAUACCUUUUGCACAUAUUCGUCAUGAAAAAGAUCCAGUCUUAACUCGUACUCAAACUCGUGCUAUUAUAACUGUUAUCAUCGUCAUUGGUGUAUUUAUUAUUGUAAUAACCAUAUUCAAAUUAAAAAAUUUUUGUCGUGAACAAGAACCAAAAUCAGUUGAAAUUCCACAAAGAACAUCAGUUUACAGUGAUACAAGUUCACGGCACAAUAGCGUUGGAUAUUAUAUACGAAAAUAUAGUCAUCCAAGCAUUCGUAUUGAUGAUCAACUAAAUUGUUCAUCUCUUAUUACACCACCAUCUAUAAUUCCAUCUACCGUAAAAACAACAUUAAAACCAUCAUUAACAUCUUAUGCAACAUCAACAACAGCAUCGUCUUCGAUAAUUUGUGAUACAGCUAUUGUUUUGUCGUCGAUGCGACAAAAAGAUUUGGAAUUAGACGAUGUUUUUCAUGAGUCAACAAAUCAUUUAUUCUUAGAAACCAAAUCUCUUACACCAUCACCAUCAUCGACUGUUAUUAAAAAACAUUUAUCUGUUUCAUCUAAAUUAUCAAAAAAUAAUAAUAUUACAGAAACAACAACAACAACAACAACAACAGCCCAAGCUGAUUCAAAAUUCAUUGCUAAUAAUAACACAUCACAACAAAAAUCUUGUAUUAUCAUUGAAAACAACGUAUCCGGGCAAGUCGUAGAUUUUUAUUCACGAUCAAAAGUUUUACCAUUAUCUCCGUUUUCUGUUCGUAUUUUAUUCACAUUUGCAAAAGAUCGUUUAACAACACAUUCAUUAGAUAAAACACGAAAAUUACCAAUAAAAAAGGCCAAAUUAUUAAAAUCUAUUAAUGAACAUCCAUAUGAUGAUGAUGAAGAUGAUGAUGAAGAUGAAUACGCUUCUCUAUCAUCGGCAAGAAAAAAUAAAAAUAUUAUUAUACAAUCAUCAUUAAUAACAACUAACUAUGGUGAUUUUAAUAAACUCGUACCGGUAGAAAAAAGAGAUGAUGAAACGACGUCGAUACAACCGGAAACAUCGACGUUUCAAAACGAACUAUUUCCAAUAUCAAAUGAGAAUUUUGAUAGAGAAAAUGGAAAUCCAACAACAUCAAUUGUUAAAUCUUAUCCAAGACAUUCAGUUGGUCCAUGUAACGGAAAUUCAUUACAACAAUCGAAUGUAGCCACAAAAUUCACGAUAUUAAAUGAUGAUAAAUCAACAAGAAAAUAUUCAUUAAAUUCUGUUGUUCCACAAAUAGAAACAACAAAAUUAAUUGGUCAUAAUCGACGUAGAAUAUCAUUAUCAUCUGCUAUAAGACGAAAUUCUUUUGCUAAACAUCCUGCAAUAUUUUGUGAAACAAUUGAUAGUGAUACACCAAAACAAACUCUAUCAGAAGAUAUUCUUGAAAAUAAACCCGAUUCACCAAUACUUACUGAUAGUUCAACAACAAAUUUUACAUAUUCAGAUGAUCAACAUUAUGUUAGUGAAAAAUCGUCAUUAAUUAAUUUAAAACAGCCAAAUAAAAAUCGUAAAAAAAAUCGUUCAUCAUUUCCUCGUAAUUUUAUGCAAAAAAUUGAACGUUUUCGUUUUAUUGAUGAUAGUGCUUCUUCGACAACUACCGUUACAUCGCCUGUUGAAGGUAUUGAUCGCACAAAUCAACAACAAAUAAACAAUAGUUAUAGCAAUAAUUUAAUAUCGAAUACUAUUGAACAAUUCGAUGAUUAUGUACGUUCACAUUAUUAUAAUAAUAAAAAUAAUAAUGAAAAUAAUUCAGAUGAUUAUAAUGAUCAAUCCAAUCGAUCGAAUAUUGAAUGUUAUAUAGAUAGAAUAAAUUCAAAAAAUUUUAUAAAUGGUUAUUCAGAUAUGAACAUUUUAGAAAAUUCUAAUAAAAUAGCAUCUCGUUCAAAUUCUCAGACAAACGACAAACAAUUGUCCAACAGUAUAGGAAGACCGUAUACGUUAAAUAAUGGAACAACUCAAAACUCGUUAACUAAACCACAUUUAUCUAUGCCAAUCAAAGAAUCAUUUCAAAUUCAUACGAAAUCAAAUACUAAUAAUAAUACUAAUAAUACUGAUAAUGCACAAAUUAUUCCAUUUACGUCAACAAUGCUCGGAAAAAGUUCAGCUGCUAUUCCCAUACCACGUUCAGCAACAUUAUUUAACCACAAUAUUAAACGACCAAAUGAACCGAUUCAUCAGUGUUAUCCAUCAGAUAGUACCAUACCGUCUUCAUUCACAAAAAAUCCGACUAACAAUAAAUAUUCUUAUCCCACGAAUGGACCAUUUAUUUCGCAGGUAUUGUCACGUUCAAUGGAUUUUAGUAAAAAAUAUGAUAUGAAAAAUGAUUUCUUCAAUAAUAACUGUCAUACAGUAAUAAAAACAACAACACCAACAAAUAUUACCAAUAAUACUACUCCAUUGACUGAAUCUUCAUCGUCGUUACAUAGUUCAACAAGUUUAGAAUUUUAUGAUGAUAUGAAGCCGUCAGGUGUUGUUGUCGAUGACGAUUUCUUGCCUAUGUCAUCACCAGUUGAUGAUGACUAUUGGGAUAAUGUAUCUGUUGAGACAACGAUUCAAUGUUUUCCUAAUGUUGGUUCAUCGCCUGUUAUUGAAGUAAAACAUUUCGAAACAAAUUUAUUAACCGGUGAUAAAAUUCACAAUAAUCAUUCUAUAACUACGAAUAAUAGUCGACGACCGUAUAUUAAAGAUAGCGAUGAUCAAUAUAGCGAAACAUCUGAAGAUUAUCUCGAUGAUGAUGAUGACGAUUUAGGAGAGGAAAAUAUCAAUAAUUAUUCUGUAAAGGAAUUUGCAUUGAAAGAACUGCAAAAACCGAUUGUACUUAAAUCAGCUCUAAAAUCGAAUACUCAAUUAGGUAAAAUGACGGAACUGAGCAGUAGUGACGAAUUUAAAAUGAGACCAUUACAAACGAGCAAUAACCAUCUGGGUAUAAACAGCGAUAUAUUAGAAAGGAUUUCGACAACGAACGUUCAAUCAGCAUCUCAUUCAAAAUUAAAUAAUAAUGUUCAACAACAUCAUCAAUGUUCACCACUAAACAGAGACUAUUCUCUUCAGAUGAGUAUAACAAAAAAUUAUUUUAUGAAUAAAGAAAAACUAAAUCAAGAACAGAUCAUGACAAACGACUCGUCAUUACCGUCAUCUCCAGCUAUAACAAAUGAACCAGAUCAUCUCAAUAUUAGUGUCGAUUUAACAACCGAUUUGAAUGAACGUCUACGAAGUUAUUUACCACAACAAAAACAUCAUAUUUCAGACGAAAUUACAACUGAUGAUCAAAUACAUUCAACUGAUAAUGAGAAACUGUUGAAAAAUAUUUCGUCAAACUUAAAUAAUACUAGUACAACAACACGUUUAAAAGUAUCGUCACCACCGUGUCCAUUAUACACGUCUUCACGACAAUCUGACUUUUUAAAUGAAUCCUCUACGGUUCAUCCACCACAAACAAUUUAUGAAGAAGGUGAAGAUGAACUACAACAACGAGAAACUGAUUCAGAUGAUGGUGAUGAAAGUCCUGACGAUGGUGAAAUAGAUUUAAUGCAUGAAUAUGAAUUAUCUCAACGUUUAAACGGUGGAUUAGACGAUGUACAAUCGUCAUCGAUAACAUGGAAUACAGAUGAUAAAUUAUUGACUACAGACGAUAUGAAUAAAUAUUAUUUAAUGCAAAAAGAUGAUCUACUAUCGAUAGUGACAUCAUCACCAUCCCAUUCUACUGUACGAUCUUCAUCAUCCGAUUUUAUUUCGCAUACUAAACCUAUUCCACCUUCGAUUAUGAAAACAAGUAAAUCAAUCGAACAACGAGAUACAUUGUUGUCGAGUGAACAAACGUCUUUGCCAAAUAUUAUUUCGUCUAAUAGUUCUUCGUCCGCUUUGCUACAAUCUCCUGCCAUAUCAACCGUAAUAAAACCAAAAGUUCGUUUUAAUCUCGAUCCAGAAUAUGAACGAGAAAGAGAAUGGAACAAAGUAAACAAAUUAUUAGGUAAUGUUGAAUGGACAGAUGAAUUUGAAGUAUAA